AUCCUUCUCGACUGUCGUGACAUGGACCUUCGUCGCCGGUUCAGCAGGCUCUGAUACCGAGAUCUUUACGGAUUGAUUCUUCAUCGACGUUUAAUCGCUGGACUUUUCGAAGGUACUGGGCAUCGCCUGCCCACUGGAGAGGGGCUUGAGACGAAGCCAUUGGGAAUAAGAGACCAAACUCUCGAGAGAGGUUUUGGAGGGGACUUAACGGGAUACGCGCGCUGGGAGGCGGCGAAAAGGACACCGAGGCCCGGCAUGGCGAGCUACGGAGGAUACGAUGGCUAUCGGGGUAGCCCAGGGUCAAUGAAGCAGUCGGAGCGAUCAAGAUGGACGCCCCUGACGCGCAUGUUGCUGUCGGGCGAGAUGACGCAGGAGAAGCAAAAAGAGCUGACUCCACGGGAGAAGUUUGACCGAUGGAUGGUGAACGAAGGCUACCGGCGAAUUUUCGUCUUUGUGUUCAUGUUCCUCCACGCCGCCGUGUUCGCGCUCAGCUUCGUCCACUUCACACUCAAGGACAGUUUACAGACUGCUCGUGAGACAUUUGGGCCGACAUUUAUGAUUGCACGGUCAGCGGCGCUCGUCCUCCACGUUGAUGUCGCCCUGAUCCUCUUCCCGGUCUGCCGCACGCUCAUCUCGCUGGCUAGGCAGACACCACUCAACGGCAUCAUCCAGUUCGACAAAAACAUCACAUUCCACAUCACCACCGCAUGGUCCAUUUUCUUCUUCUCCUGGGUGCACACGAUUGCCCACUGGAACAACUUUGCACAGAUCGCGGCGAAAAACAACCUUGGCUUUUAUGGGUUCUUGCUGGCUAACUUGGCGUCGGGGCCGGGCUGGACCGGGUACGUGAUGCUCAUCGCCCUGACGGGCAUGGUCAUCACCUCGGUCGAAAAGACGCGGCGCGCAAACUACGAACGAUUCUGGUACACACAUCACAUGUUCAUCGUCUUCUUCUUCUUCUGGUCCAUCCACGGCGCGUUCUGCAUGAUCCAGCCCGACUUUGCGCCAUUUUGCACCUCGGUCGGCGCCUCGGCCAUCGGCGUCUUCUGGCAGUAUUGGAUGUACGGCGGCUUUGCCUACCUCGCCGAGCGCAUCGCUCGCGAGAUCCGCGGGAGGCACAGGACGUACAUCUCGAAGGUCAUUCAGCACCCUAGCAACGUGUGCGAGAUUCAGAUCAAGAAAGAGCACAUCAAGACGAGAGCCGGGCAGUACAUCUUCUUCUGCUGCCCCGCGGUCUCGCUGUGGCAAUACCACCCGUUUACCUUGACCAGCGCGCCCGAAGAGGAUUACAUUUCGAUUCACAUGCGUGUGGUGGGCGACUUCACCCGCGCGGUUGCCGAGACGCUUGGUUGUGAGUUCGACAAAAAGAAGAGCGAGUCGUCCAAAGUCGUGGGCGUCAACCAGGACAACGACGGGGUGGAUCCGGCGCUGCGGCGGGUGCUCCCGCGCGUCUACAUUGACGGGCCGUUUGGGUCGGCAUCCGAGGACGUGUUCAAGUACGAGAUUGCGAUCCUGUGCGGCGCCGGCAUCGGCGUGACGCCCUUCGCCUCAAUCCUCAAGUCGAUCUGGUACCGCAUGAACUACCCGCAAAAGAAGACGCGGCUGAGUAAGGUGUAUUUCUUUUGGAUCUGCAGAGACUUUGGCUCCUUUGAGUGGUUCCGGUCUCUGCUCCUGGCUAUUGAGGCGCAGGACGUGGACAACCGGAUCGAAAUCCACACGUAUUUGACGGCCAAGAUCAAGGUCGACGACGCGACGAAUAUCAUGAUCAACGAUGCCAACGCCGACAAGGAUACGAUUACGGGCCUCCGGUCGCCGACCAACUUUGGCCGACCCAACUGGGAUAUGAUCUUUAGAGGAAUCAGGAAACUGCACACACCCGCCGAGGCCGGCGUGUUCUUCUGCGGUCCCAAGGGGUUGGGCAGCACAUUGCAUAUUUACUGCAAUAAGUACAGCGAGCCCGGGUAAGUGAACUUCUCAAGCGCAGCUGCAUUUCUUCUGCCUGGCACUAACAGGGAGUUUUAGGUUCAACUUUGUUUGGGGCAAGGAGAACU
Molecule: messenger RNA, 2051 nt
Organism: Parathielavia appendiculata
Lineage: Eukaryota; Fungi; Ascomycota; Sordariomycetes; Sordariales; Chaetomiaceae
Exons: 2
Coding region: 256-1965 (569 amino acids)
Biological process (GO): defense response; superoxide anion generation
Cellular component (GO): plasma membrane; NADPH oxidase complex
Molecular function (GO): superoxide-generating NAD(P)H oxidase activity
Source: RefSeq, a predicted model, not a curated record